CCCCCCCCCCCUUUUUUUUUUUUUUUGUUUUUCCUUUUUUCUUCUUCCUCUGCUGUCUUUUGGGGUUUUCUCCUAGCCGAUCAUCCCCUGUGGUGGGGGAGCCCCCACCUCUGCCUGGCAGUUGUCCUCUCACCCUCUGCCUCCUCUCAGGGCAUGUCCCGGUCCAACAGCAUCAGCCCCCCGGGCUUCGGCAGCCCAGCACCCUGGGCAGGCACCGAGCAGCACCGCUCAGCCUGGGGUGAAGCAGAAGCCCGGGCCAAUGGCUACUCCUACCCGCCGCCUCCCAACAGGUCCUCGGGCAAGAAGGCCUCCCGCAUGUCGAGCAGGUGGAGGAGUGAGGAAGACUACGAGCCCCAGGCAAGCCGGAGCCGCGGGGAGAGUGGCCGCAGGAUGAUGAGCUUUAGGUCCAAAUCCGCCUGGCAGGAGCACAGUGACGACAGCCAACGUCACUGGUCCCGCCACCCGCCUGGCAGUGAUUCCCCUGCUGCCCCCAACAAUGCCAGCCCACGGCAGCUUGGGGAGCAGGGGGAGGUACGGCCCCGGUCUGUGGAGCUGGGGCUGGAGGAAAAACGCAUCCAGGCCAAGAUUGAGGAGCUGGAGGACGAGGACGGGGACGAGGGGGACUCUGAGGCAGCCUUCUCCAUGGGCAGCUGUUGCAGCAGCCUGCUGCAAAUCUUCAGGUCCAAGAAGUUCCAGUCGGAGAAACUGGAGCGCCUCUAUCAGCGCUACUUCUUCCGACUCAACCAGAGCAGCCUCACCAUGCUCAUGGCCGUUUUGGUGCUGGUCUGCGUGGUCAUGCUGAUCUUCCAUGCUGUGCACGGCCACUAUGAGGUAUCCUACGUCGUGGUGCUCUCCCUGGCCAUCUUGCUGAUGGUGGUGCUGUGCAUGGUGUGCAACCGCAACGACUUCCACCAGGAUCAUAUGUGGUUGGCAUGCUACUCUGUCAUCCUGGUGAUCCUGGCAGUGCAAGUGGUAGGGGUUCUGCUGGUGUGGCCCAGGAGUGCCUCAGAGGGCAUCUGGUGGACCGUCUUCUUUAUCUACAGCAUCUACACGCUGCUGCCGGUGCGGAUGAGGGCUGCGGUCAUCAGUGGGGUGGUGCUCUCCGCCAUCCACCUGGCUGUCUCCCUCAAGAUCAACGCAGAGGAUAAGUUCCUCCUGAAGCAGAAACAAACUUACCCAGCUGGCCCACAAACCUGUACAGACGCGGGAGAAGAAUUUAGAGCGUAUGGGGUGCGGAUGCUUGACUGGAGUCAUCUGGUCUCCAAUGUUCUCAUCUUCUCCUGUACAAACAUUGUAGGCGUGUGUACCCACUACCCAGCAGAGGUGUCCCAAAGACAAGCUUUCCAGGAGACCAGGGAAUGCAUACAAGCCAGGCUGCAUUCUCAGAGGGAAAACCAGCAGCAGGAGCGUCUCCUGCUCUCUGUACUUCCUCGACAUGUUGCCAUGGAGAUGAAAGCUGACAUUAAUGCCAAACAGGAAGAUAUGAUGUUUCAUAAGAUCUACAUCCAGAAGCAUGACAAUGUCAGCAUCCUCUUUGCAGACAUAGAGGGUUUCACAAGUCUGGCCUCCCAGUGCACUGCUCAGGAGCUGGUCAUGACGCUGAACGAGCUCUUUGCCAGAUUUGAUAAGCUAGCAGCUGACAACCACUGUUUACGUAUCAAGAUCUUGGGCGAUUGCUAUUACUGUGUGUCUGGGUUGCCAGAAGCAAGAGCUGACCAUGCACACUGCUGUGUUGAAAUGGGAAUGGAUAUGAUAGAGGCCAUCUCAUUAGUCCGGGAGGUAACGGGAGUAAAUGUCAACAUGAGGGUUGGAAUCCACAGCGGGAGAGUUCACUGCGGGGUCUUGGGCCUUAGGAAGUGGCAGUUCGAUGUGUGGUCCAACGACGUUACAUUAGCCAACCACAUGGAAGCAGGGGGCAAAGCUGGGCGCAUACACAUAACAAAGGCAACCCUGAACUAUCUCAAUGGAGACUAUGAGGUGGAGCUGGGCUUUGGAGGGGAACGCAAUGCUUACCUGAAGGAGCACAGCAUUGAGACCUUCUUGAUUGUACGGUGCAGCCAGAAACGGAAAGACGAGAAAGCCACAAUAGCCAAGAUGAGCCGCCAGCGUGCUAAUUCCAUCGGCCAUAACCCAUCGCACUGGGGUGUCGACCGUCCCUUUUAUAACCAUCUUGGUGGUCACCAGGUCUCCAAGGAGAUGAAGAGAAUGGGUUUUGAGGACCCCAAGGACAAGAAUACACAGGAAAGCAUGAACCCAGAAGAUGAAGUGGAUGAGUUUCUGGGCCGUGCCAUCGAUGCCAGAAGUAUUGAUCGGUUACGCUCUGAGCAUGUGCGCAAGUUCCUCUUAACAUUCAGGGAGCCUGACUUGGAGAAAAAGUACUCCAAGCAGGUGGAUGACAGGUUCGGAGCCUACGUGGCUUGUGCCUCCCUAGUCUUCCUCUUCAUCUGCUUUGUUCAAAUCAUAAUUGUGCCACACUCUACAUUUAUGCUGGCUUUUUACCUGACCUGUUUCCUGAUCCUGACCACAGUGGUGUUUGUUUCGGUCAUUUACUCCUGUGUAAAGCUUUUCCCACCUCCACUCCAGACUCUUUCUAAGAAGAUUGUUCAGUCCAGGACCAAUAGUACCUUAGUUGGAGUCUUUGCCAUUAUCCUGGUUUUUCUGUCUGCCUUUGUCAACAUGUUCAUGUGCAGCACUGUGAAUCUUGCCAGCUGCAUGGCUGCAGAAUACAACAUCACUCCUGACCGGGUGGACAUAUGCCUUAUCAGCAACCUGACUUCCAACUACAGCCUGGGCACCUUGCAGGGAUUCUGUGACAGUCCUUUGCCCAACUGCAACUUUCCAGAGUACUUUACCUACAGUGUCUUAUUGAGUCUCCUGGCCUGCUCUGUGUUCCUUCAGAUCAGCUGUAUUGGAAAACUGAUCCUUAUGUUAAUCAUUGAAUUUAUAUAUGUUCUCAUUGUGGAAGUGCCAGGGGUCAACCUUUUUGACAAUGCAGAUCUCCUGGUUACAGCUAACACCUACAUGUCUGCAAAUGCGACGUUACCAUGCUCUCCAGCGAUGACAAGAGUCGCGCUGAAGAUUGUGACCCCUGUCAUCAUCACCGUCUUUGUCCUGGCGCUGUACUUGCAUGCCCAGCAAGUGGAAUCCACUGCAAGGCUUGAUUUCCUCUGGAAACUCCAGGCCACUGAAGAGAAAGAAGAAAUGGAGGAGCUGCAGGCCUAUAACAGACGCCUCCUCCACAACAUUUUACCAAAGGACGUGGCAGCCCAUUUCUUGGCUCAGGAGCGGCGAAAUGAUGAACUCUACUACCAGUCCUGUGAGUGCGUGGCUGUCAUGUUCGCCUCCAUAAGCAACUUCUCAGAGUUUUACGUGGAGCUGGAGGCCAACAACGAAGGGGUGGAGUGUCUGAGACUGCUCAACGAGAUCAUUGCUGAUUUUGAUGAAAUAAUAAGUGAAGACCAAUUUCGGCAGCUGGAGAAGAUCAAGACCAUUGGCAGCACGUAUAUGGCUGCGUCAGGCCUCAAUGAUUCCACUUACGACAAGGAAGGGAAGACACAUAUCAAAGCUCUGGCUGAUUUUGCCAUGAGGUUAAUGGACCAAAUGAAACACAUUAAUGAACAUUCAUUCAACAACUUCCAGAUGAAGAUAGGCCUCAAUAUCGGUCCCGUUGUAGCUGGGGUGAUAGGAGCACGCAAACCCCAGUAUGACAUAUGGGGCAACACGGUGAAUGUAGCCAGCCGGAUGGACAGCACAGGGGUGCCCGACCGCAUUCAGGUAACCACAGACAUGUACCAGGUUUUAGCAGCCAACAACUAUAAGCUGGAAUAUCGAGGCAUCAUUAAGGUCAAAGGCAAAGGAGAAAUGACCACCUACUUUCUAAAUGAAGGGCCCCCGAUCAGUUAGCACCAACCGCAGCGUCACUCAGAGAUGGAGUUUGCGUUACACGAUUGUGAAUCUGGGAAGAAUCACAUUUUGGCGGUGAAGCUGAACAUGCAGCACAGCUGAAACUUCACAGCGUGACUCUAGAGCUGGUAUCAGCAAACUCUUUGGCCAACCAUCAUGAAAGGCAAUCGAAAGAAUCCACCUCGGAGUUGUUCCUGGCUGAGUGCUAAAUCGACCAAAGAUGUGUACUACAGAGUCCACAGAAAAGACAUGAAUUUGGGAUUUAUAAAAAAAGGCUGCUACCACAGGAUGAUAUAAGAAGCUAUUUAAGUAUUUAUUGACGCAACACAACAUUUACUUGGUUGAAGGAAUGUAUGAUUCACUACAAAGCAUCAUUUUGGAAUGGAUUUGCACUCCCAUAAUGUUUCCAUCCCAUACUGCCAGCUAUUUGAAGUGUGCCACUGUGUUUUUAUUAGCUUUUUUGAAUGGGCUUUCAAACUUGACACCCACUGUUGCAGCACACGAAAAGGCCUUUUCUGAGGGUAUUGAUAACGUUUCAGCGUGAAAGGACAUUCUAGGCCUGGCCCCCUCUUUUCCCUUCUUCUGCGUGGCUGAAUGACUGCUGUGCUGAGUGGGGCUGCCACAUCUGCUGACGGGGAAGAUCAGCUGAAAGGAAGAUGGCUCUACAACCCUAUUUAUUAAGAAGUCUUCUGUGCUCUCCUUUGGUAUAUAUCAGUUUACAUAGGAAAGACUCGAUGUAAACAAGAGACACUUUGUGGGGGGAACUCCCCUGAAAUUUGUCGUGUUUUGGUUUAUUUUUUACUUUGUAAUAUUGAAAACAUGGAGAUCUAACAGAUAUACCAAAUUCUAUAUUUUGUAAAUUAUAUAUAAAUGAGGUGGCAGGCUGUCCACACCAAGGUGUGGUGGGAGUUGUAAAUAACCUGUAGACUUCUGUGUAAUUUUUUUUGUGCAUAAUACUCUGAACACAGACUUGGCAGUUUUCAGAUUAUCAUUAUACAAUCAACCGACAACAAACAGGUGAGUUUCCAGGCUGAAUCAGAUGCAUUUAAAAAUGAAAAUCCAGAAAACCUCCAACCCCAAAGAAGAGGAAAAAACAAACCGCGGUAGUCCCGCGGUUGCUCCAUGCAGCAUUCAAGCAGAGGGUGGCGGCUUAACAAAUGGAAACGGGACCUUUGAGGUUUAGCUACUGAGACGGUAUCAGUUGAACAUGUUAGAAUGUGCUUUAAGCAAAUCUAACUGUAAGAGGAGCUCUUAUAAGAAGAGGGGAAAAAAAACAAACUCAUUUGAACUUUUCUCUGAAACAAUGAUUUUUCAUAGAUGGUGUUAAUAGAAUCCUGCUGGUAUGAGAGGUGUCUGAUACUGCACUGCCAUUUGACAUUACAAGGAACCAUGUACUGCAGCAUCAAGUUGACUUGCCUGUAGUUGGCACUUACAUAAACUGUCUCAGAUUUUCAAUUUUCAGGAAUUAGCUGAUCUUCAAAAAAAAAAAACUUACUUAUGAUGGCAAAUGUGGAUCUUAGGUGGUCGACCGUAAACUUCAGUGCCAUUGACGUUGUGUUCGACAUCUUUAUCACUAGUGGGGGGUUUAUGAAUGGUUCACUGUUAUCAUUUAUGUACCUUUUUUAACUAUUAAAGAAAAAUCCCUCAAUAUUUUAUUAAAGAAAAAUAGAAUUUUAAAAAAAGCUAUAUUUUUUAUAUUCUAUGAGGGAAGAGUUUUGAUAUUGAAUUUGGCUAGCACUAAAAAUGACUCCACUCUUGACAUUUAAUAAAGUUCUUUUCACUCUUCUCAGGGCAGAAUUAUUGUAGUAUUAACAGCUUAAUGAUUGCACUAUGGCGGUGGUGAGUUAUUUUUUCCUGCUCAACAACGAGAAUAAGUGAUAAUCCAUGGGCCUGUCUUAAUUAAUUUGCCUUAUUGCUAAGCAUAACCCAAGCAUUAAGCCAUUUAAACGUGAGCUUAAAUGGCAUCGCCCCUUUCCUUCCUCCUUCCACUAGGAAACAUCUCUGAAAAGUAUAGUAUAUUGACUUCUGUAAAACUGCCAAGUCUGCCCUUGUACUAUACUUUUGCUCCUCUACAUCUUUCCUGAUUUGCAAAGUAUUUAAGUUGCAUCACACUGUUGCACCUUUCUCCCCCUCCUCCACCUUCCAUCCAUUUUACCCCUUCACCAAGUUUCAUUACCUCCAUGCCAUCCACUCGGUUUUUUGGGUUUGCUUUCUGCUUUAUGAAAGUCUGCAGUCUUCUUAACUUUUGAUUCAUCUUAUGAAGUUGUGUUGUUAAUGAAAUUUCAAGUCCCCAGUAUCUCUAGCUGUGAUUGUUGACAGUGUGUCAUGAUCAUUUCAAGGGGUAUUCACACACUCUACUCUGGAUCUUGCAAAAAUGGAUACAGUUAUGAUUUCCCAUGGAAAUUGAAAUCUAUUUAAGUAAUUUAACUAUAUUAAACACUGUUUCACUGGUAAA
Messenger RNA from Columba livia (rock pigeon), 6358 nucleotides. RefSeq names its product adenylate cyclase 5 (gene ADCY5). Lineage: Eukaryota; Metazoa; Chordata; Aves; Columbiformes; Columbidae. Bases 154 to 3903 code for a protein of 1249 amino acids. The transcript is spliced from 22 exons. Gene Ontology annotation, molecular function: adenylate cyclase activity. The record is from RefSeq and is a predicted model, not a curated record. Gene Ontology annotation, biological process: intracellular signal transduction; adenylate cyclase-activating G protein-coupled receptor signaling pathway; cAMP biosynthetic process. Gene Ontology annotation, cellular component: plasma membrane.